Messenger RNA from Linum trigynum, 973 nucleotides. NCBI's taxonomy places the organism in Eukaryota, Viridiplantae, Streptophyta, Magnoliopsida, Malpighiales, Linaceae. The record is from the annotation of a GenBank genome assembly.
CAUACUACCCCAAAAUAUCAAACAUUUCUUCAUCCAAUUCCUCCCUCCACAAUGAUAAAAAUUGGCUACACUCUGCUAAACCAUGUCAAACCAAGGGAAGGGACAGCUGAACCGACCAUCUUCUUCGUACCUAGGUUUUCUCUCUUCCUCAUCGGCCACCAAUGGAGACGAAGACUACCAAAAUCGCGAGGACAGAUGAAGGCAACUCCCCGGCCGACAUGCUUAGCUCCCUGCCGGACGAAAUCCUGACCGAUAUCCUAUCUUUCCUGCCAACCAAGUACGCCGUCGGCACCGCCGCCCUAAGCCGACGGUGGAAGGAUCUCGGUGCCAACGUUUCCAACAUCGACUUCGACAAUAAUUUGGUGUACAAGCCUCUCACGAAGCAGCUCGCCUGCGAGGAGAUGCAGUCGGAUCAAGCGCUGGAACUGUUUCUCAAGGGAAUCAAUUUCCUGCAGCCCCCCGAGAGGAUGAAAAGAUAUCUCGCAGCGAUGGCGUCUCGGUACAGAUCACUCGUUACGUCCAUACUCUCGCACAUUCAAUACCUCAGCUACUGGGAUUUCUCCCUCUUCGUCGACAAUGUCCUGCUACAGCACCGGAAUCUCCACCGCGUGAGGCGCUUCCGCUUGCAUUACGACUGCAGGAAGCCGUUCGACAGGAGGUUGAAGCCGGAUCUGUGGUUCUAUUGGUUUGAGAAGGCAGUCACGUCGUCACGGUCCGAGCUCGAGCAGCUCGAUGUCAAAAUCGAGGGCAAAAUUGAUGAGCUCCCCUCUGUGUCAAGAUUCUGCAGCUUGUGAGAGUGAAGACUGGACUGCGAGUCGUUGAGCAGGCUGCUCUCUGCCUGCCCUGUUUUGGAGACUGCUCACCUGGAGAAUUGCUGCUUUGGUGGCUUAGAAGUCAGCACAGGCAUGAAUGAGAAUUAUGAUGAUGAGGAUGAGAAUGAUGAUGUUGAGAAUGGGAAUGAGAAUGAGAAUGA